UUUAGAUUAAAAUAAAAAUAAAGAUUUUUGUGGUGUUGACGUUGUUGUUGUGGUUUGUGGUUUUCACUUUUUCACAGUUUAUUUAUUGUAAGUGCUGAUUGAUGAAUAUCUGAAUAUACAAUAAAUAAUAUACAUUAAGUGGACAACAUAAAGUUUAGGGCAACGGCCAUUCAACAGCAUGAAUUUUGUGAACAGUGUUGCCAUAUCUGUUUAUAAUUUAGACAUAUGAAUUUAGACCUUGUUUAAAAUGUUUUUUUUUAUAAUUUAGAUGUUUAUUUCAUAGGUUAGUUUAUUCAUUUAAGUUAGUUUCUUUUUAUUACUAUUUAGUAUUUUAGAUAUUUUAUUAGUUAGAGUUUAGAGUCUACAGUUUAAGUUAGUUUCUUUUUAUUACUAUUUAGUAUUUUAGAUAUUUUAAUAGUUAGAGUUUAGAGUCUACAGUUUAAGUUAGUUUCUUUUUAUUACUAUUUAGUAUUUUAGAUAUUUUAUUAGUUACAGUUUAGAAAUCUUCACAUUGUUUAAUGUUUCUAUUAACUAUUGCCACUAUUGAUUUUUAUAUAAUUUUAAUGCUUUUAUAGUCUGUUCGCUAAACUCAGACGCAACUGGCUACAUAUUUUAGUGGAUAAUUUUUUACUAAAAUUGGCAAAAUUACCGACUAAAAUAUCUAGAAAGUUGCGUCUGAGUUUAGCGAACAGACUAUAAUAUAUUUUCUGAUUUAUAUAUAACAUUUGUUUUCGAUUUUUAAAUUAUAAAUGUUCUAUUCAAUUUUGAAUUUUAGAUGUUACAGUAAGAAAUAUUUUACAACAUGGCAACACUGUUAGUGUUUUUAGAUUACCUCAAAUGUCAACUACAAAUUGGUUAUGUUUGGUUGCCCUAAACUUGAUGUUGUCCCAUUAAGUUAUCAUUCAACGGUUUAAGUUUAACGCUUAGAAGAAUUGUUAAGCGUUAUACUGUGACAAAGUUAUUGCAAUAAGUGAAAAGAUGGAAGCAAUAAAACAAGAAACCAUUGAGGAGAUCUGUGAAGUAAAAAUAGAGAAUAAUGGAUUGGAUGAUGCUCUUUUGGAUAGCUUUAAAUGUGAAAUUAAGGAAGAAGAUGAUAGCUUUAAAUGUGAAGUUAAGGAAGAAUCCAAUCUCGAAAGUACUGAUGAUAUCUUUGAUUGUUCAGCUGUGAAGGAAUUUCCCAUAAAGACUGAACUAGAACAAGAUGGAAAUAAACUGAUCAGUUUUAAAGGAAAACGAAAAAUCAAAGAGGAUGUAUAUCCAGUUGAGUUAGGCCAGCUGCAUACUAUUGAAUUGGAAGAAAUUGCAGAAGCAGGUUUGACUCAAGAGGACAACAAAAUGAAACCUAUAGAACCAUUUUUUGAACAUUCAUCACAAGGACAAAGCGGGCACGCUGAAGAAAAAGCCGUAAAUAAAAAUGUAGCAGUUCAAAUUAUACAAAGACCUUACAAUUGUGAAAUCUGUUUGAAGAAGUUUUCUCAGCACAAAAGUUUGAAAAGACACACUAUAGAAAAACAUUAUACUGGAGAAAAACCUUUUAAUUGUGAAUUUUGUUUCAAGCAGUUUAGUACUACAGGUAAUUUGCAAAAGCAUUUGAGAGUGCACACUGAAACAAAAUCUUUCAAUUGUGAAAUUUGUUCAAAGCAGUUUAAUUGUGCAAGUUAUUUGAAAAGGCAUUCGAUGGUACAUACUGGAGAAAAACCCUACAAGUGUGACUUGUGUUUUAAACAGUUUAGUCAAGCAUGUCAUUUGAAAGAACAUUUAAUAAUUCACACUGGAGAAAAACGAAAAAAACCUUAUAAGUGUGAAACGUGUUUUAAGCAGUUUUCUCAAACACAUAGUUUGAAAACACAUUUGAGAGUGCAUACCGGAGAAAAACCAUAUGAUUGUAAAAUUUGUUUUAAGCCAUUCGGUGAUGCAUCUAACUUAAAAAAACAUUUAAUGAUGCACACUGGAGAAAAACGCUUCCAGUGUGAAAUUUGUUUCAAGCAAUUUAUGCAUGCAGGUAAUUUGAAAACACAUUUGAGAGUACACACUGAGGAAAAACCUUACAAGUGUGAAAUAUGUUUUAAGCAAUUCACAGAAGCUGGUAGUUUGAAAAAACAUUUAAGAAUUCACACUGAAGAGAAACCUUACAAGUGUGAAAUUUGUUUAAAGCAAUUUAUUCAAGCAUGUCAUUUGAAAAAACAUUUAAUAACGCACACUGGAGAAAAGUAUAAGUGUGAAAUAUGUUUUAAGCAAUUUAAUCAAUCAGAUAAUUUGAAAACACAUUUGAGAGUACACACUGAGGGAAAACCUUACAAGUGUGAAUUUUGUUUUAAGCAGUUUAGAGAAUAUGGUAAUUUGAAAAAACAUUUGAGAGUACACACUGGAGAAACACCUUAUAAGUGUGAAAUUUGUUUUAAGCAAUUUAGCCAAACAAGUAAUUUGAAAACGCAUUUGAGAGUACACAGUGAGGAAAAACCCUACAAGUGUGAAUUAUGUUUUAAGCAGUUUAGUCAAGCAUGUCAUUUGAAAACACAUUUAAUAAUGCACACUGGAGAAAAGUGGUAUAAGUGAGAAAUAGCCCAGUAAAUGAACGGGAAAUUCGGCGAUACCGUGUAAUUUUCAGGGGCAACUCCGAAUUGCAUGAAAAUUUGGAUUUAGGUUCUACUUACCCUCCACUUCAAAGUUGAAAUUGUGCCGUUGGUUGCUAUUACUUGGGGGGUGACAGUCACCUCUUCUCGAGAGUGAAAAAACGCGCGUUUAAAAUAAGCCCGGAAUGGAUAAAUUGACUAAUUCUAAGCAACUUUUGUUCUAUAGAGUUUUUUACGUAAGUCGAUACUUUUCGAGUUAUUUGCCAUUGAAAAUGUUGAUUUUUCGACAAAAAACUACGUUUUCAGACGGUUUUUCGGAAAUAACCCAAAAAGUAAAUAUUUUAUCGAAAAAAAUAUCCUUAGUAAAAGUGUACCUUAUAAAAAAACCCAAAAAAUGGUGUAUCAGUAAAGUCUAUCAAUCAAACAAAAACAAAGUUGUAGCUCAUGAAAAAUAAGUUCUUAUUCGUCUAAUUACAAAUCGAAUAUUUCAAGGUGAAAUCACCGAAAAAUUAGGCACUUUUCGGGAAAAACCCAUUUAAACUUUUUUAAAGUGUUUAUAAAAAGAUUUGUUUUAAUUGUUAACAAAAGAUUUAGCAUUAAAAAUAAGCUAGUUACGCUCAAAAUAAAGUUGGCCCUCUUUUUUUUUUGUAAAAAAUCAUGAAAAUCUCGCCGUGUUUAGCUCCCCAAAUGAUAUUAAUCGCUACCGCUUUACAAACAAUUUACUUACCUAUCGAUUUUUUAUAUGAUCUGUCAGUCUCACCGGUUUAAAGUGUUUAUUUUUGAAUGGGUUAUAAUUGAGAAAGCUUGAAUGGGUCACUAAUUACGAAUGUAUGCAAAUUUUGAACAGCCAUAUCUUAACCAAUUUUUGUCUUACGGAGAAACAAAAUGAAACUACCAUAUUUAUAAUAGCAAAACCUACAUUUUUUUACUCUUUAAGAUUUUUCUUAUCACUAAUACUUUUUAAGUUAUUUUGAAAAAAUGAAAUUUUACAAAAAUUUUUAGAAAUUUUUUUUUACUAUAAAAUCAAAUGUUUUCAAAAAUAAGCACUUCAAACCAAUCAAACUUACAGAUCAUAUAAACAAUACACAUACAGUUAAAAUAGAUGGUAAAGCCAAACGAUUAAUUUCAUUUAGGUUGCUAAAUAGAGGGAGGUUUUCACGAUUUUUUUUACCAAAAAAAGAGGGGUCAACUUUUUUUUUCAGUGUAAUUCGUUUAUUUUUGAUGCUGUAAACUUUUGUAAAAAACAAAUAAUAAGCUUUUUUUCGAUACUUUAAAAAUGUUAAUAAGGUUUUCCCGAAAAACGCUUCUUUCUUCGGUGAUUUCGCGUUGAACUAUUCGAUUUGGAAUUAAACUAAUAAGAACGUAUUUUCGAUGAGCUACAACUUUGCUUCUACUCAAUUUGUAGACUUUACUCGUACACCAUUUUUUUCGUUUUUUUAUAGGCUACACUUUUGCUAAAAAUAUUUUUUUCGAUAAAAUAUUUACUUUUUGAGUUAUUUGGGAAAAACGGUCUGAAAAGAUAGUUUUUCUGUCGAAAAAUCAACAUUUUAAAUCGCGAAUAACUCGAAAAGUAUUGACUUACGUAAAAAACUUUAUAGAACAAAAGGUGCUUAAAAUAAGUCAAUUUAUCCAUUUCCGGCCUUAUUUUAAACACGCGUUUUUCACCCCCCGAGAAGGGGUAAAUGUCACCUCCCAAGUAAAAGCAACCAACGGCACAAAUUCAACUUUGAAGUGGAGGGUAAGUAGAACCUAAAUCCAAAUUUUCAUGCAAUUCGGAGUUGCCCCUGGAAAUUACACUCCACAACGGUCAUUUAUUGGGCUAAAAUUUGUUUUAAGCAGUUUAGCCAAGCAAGUAAUUUGAAAACACAUUUGAGAGUACACAGUGAGGAAAAACCCUACAAGUGUGAAUUAUGUUUUAAUCAGUUUAGUCAAGCAUGUCAUUUGAAAAAACAUUUAAUAACGCACACUGGAGAAAAGUGGUAUAAGUGAGAAAUUCGCAGGUGUUGGCAGGUUUAAACCAACUGGUUUUUUUAAGAAAAAAAUCUAAUUUUUUCAAAACAAAGUAAUACAUUAGUGAUUCUAUGCGUGCAUGGAAGGUGCUUGAUAACAAUUUCAAAAAUAUUGAAAAUGAGGUGUGUAUACUUAAAAUUAAUUAAUUCAAUAAAAAUUCAAAAGUCGGUGUGAAAUGGCAAUGAUAGAAGUACAUUCUUUAUCAUAUAUGGUUGACACAAGGGAAAAUCUCCUUACUUAGAUUUAACACAGGAAGAGACACCAAAAGCACUGGACUUCGCAUAAGAAAAGUAUCCUGAAAUUGACGUUUUGUCAAUAAUUAUAAAGUUUCAGGCAAAAAGUGUACCUUUUCAAAAACAUUUUUUUGAAAAAAGUGUCACUUCAAAAUUGACACGGAUUGAGUUGUGAAAAAGUCACAAAAAUAUUGAUCCUAACAUCAUUAAUGUUACGUUACUGAACAACUUCUCACAACCUAAGCGCUUCGGCAAGCGUUGAAAGAAUUUUUUCCUUUGCGCUACCUAGUGCAGUCGAAACUUCGAAACAGGUUGCGUACAGCAAAAGCCUCCAAAUUGAUGGUUUUUAUUUAAAAUUUUUAAUACAUCUAUCGCAAAUGAAGAAAAUAGAGGUAAAUAAAUUCUAUUUUUGUAUUUUCCAACUUAGUUAUUUUGAAAUUAUGUUUGAAGAUGUUUUUUGUUAUAUUAAUUUUUUGUACGUAAAUAAAAAUAAAAGUUGUCUUAAUCAUUUUUUUCA
This is a messenger RNA of Diabrotica virgifera virgifera (western corn rootworm), 5333 nucleotides long. RefSeq names its product zinc finger protein 226-like. The transcript has 3 exons. Gene Ontology annotation, biological process: regulation of DNA-templated transcription. The record is from RefSeq and is a predicted model, not a curated record. Bases 979 to 2556 code for a protein of 525 amino acids. NCBI's taxonomy places the organism in Eukaryota, Metazoa, Arthropoda, Insecta, Coleoptera, Chrysomelidae. Gene Ontology annotation, molecular function: DNA-binding transcription factor activity, RNA polymerase II-specific; RNA polymerase II cis-regulatory region sequence-specific DNA binding.